GAGAGAGAGAGAGAGCGAGCGUGUGUGUUUGUGCGAGUGUAUGCGCGUGCGUGCGUGCGCGCGCGCUGUCAUUAUUGCUAUCCAGUCUGCUCCGCGCUCGCGAUGGCCAGAUUCAUUUCGCGUGAGGCAGGAAGGCAGCAGAGCUGUCCCGCUCCCGCUCCGGUUUCCGCUCCUGCUUCCUCACGCGCUCCGGUUCCGGUUCCGUGCAGCCUGUUCGCGCCUGGCCCCGGGGCAGCACCAAGCCCACAGCCGCUCCUCUUCCUGCUCCUCCUCCCCUACCAGCACCAGGUUCUUCCCGAACCCAUGAACGGCUCCGAGUCCAUCUCCAUCCACCCGGAGAACGGCACCAUGAAAGACCAAGACGCGAUCAAACUGUUUAUCGGGCAAAUCCCGCGCAACCUGGAGGAGAAAGACCUGAAGCCACUGUUCGAACAGUUUGGGAAAAUCCACGAACUGACAGUGUUAAAGGACCGAUACACCGGCAUGCACAAAGGUUGUGCGUUCCUCACCUACUGUGCCCGCGAGUCAGCCAUCAAAGCCCAGAAUGCCCUCCAUGAACAGAAGACGCUGCCAGGGGUAUUCCACUGUUGGAUUACCCCUCACUAUUCUCCCUAAUUUGGUCACCAGCUAAUGCCCUCUCACCAGCCAGCUCUCCCCAAUCAUACAACAGCUACCAAUCGGAGAGGGUGAAGGGUAACACAUGCUUCCUCCAAGACAAGUGAA
Messenger RNA from Ictalurus furcatus (blue catfish), 723 nucleotides. RefSeq names its product CUGBP Elav-like family member 5. The transcript has 3 exons. Gene Ontology annotation, molecular function: RNA binding. The record is from RefSeq and is a predicted model, not a curated record. The coding region runs from base 103 to 615 and encodes 170 amino acids. NCBI's taxonomy places the organism in Eukaryota, Metazoa, Chordata, Actinopteri, Siluriformes, Ictaluridae.